Molecule: messenger RNA, 2850 nt
Organism: Manis pentadactyla (Chinese pangolin)
Lineage: Eukaryota; Metazoa; Chordata; Mammalia; Pholidota; Manidae
Gene: OVOL1
Product: ovo like transcriptional repressor 1
Exons: 4
Coding region: 318-1121 (267 amino acids)
Biological process (GO): regulation of transcription by RNA polymerase II; epidermal cell differentiation
Cellular component (GO): nucleus
Molecular function (GO): DNA-binding transcription factor activity, RNA polymerase II-specific; RNA polymerase II cis-regulatory region sequence-specific DNA binding
Source: RefSeq, a predicted model, not a curated record
AAGACUUCCCGAGCGGCCGCGGGGGACGCCAGUCGAGCGGGAGACGCUUACCUGCCGCUUCCGCCGCCGCCCGGUGCACCUGGCUGCAAGGGACCUCGUUCGGAGGGAGGCCGGCAGCAGCUCCGCGGAACUGGACCCCGGCGUGCGCCGUCCCGGGCACGGGGUCUCCGCGGAACGCGGGUUCGCUUCUUAGCGACUCCUUCGCUGAACUGCCCCCCCACCUCCGCCCACCUCCAGCGCGGCCGGGAACGGUGGGACGGCUCCGGCUCCAGCUACGGAAGCGGACGGUGCCCGAGGGUUUCGAAGAGGGUUCGAAAAUGCCCCGUGCGUUUCUGGUGAAGAAGCCGUGCGUCUCCACGUGCAAGAGGAACUGGAGCGAGCUCCCGGAUGAGGAGCGCGGCGAGAUCUACGUGCCAGUCAGCCUGGGCAUCUACCCGCCACAGCCUUAUCAGGAGCCAGAGCCAUCGGUGGCUGAACCCCCCUCCUGCCCCCUAGUUUUGGACAUGAGCCUUCGGGACCCCAGCUACAGUGUGGCCCCUGGGCCCUGCGUGGUGGCUCAGCUGCCCUCAGAAGACAUGGGCCGCUUGGCAGACCCCCAGAGCAGCGACCAUGGCUUCCUGCGCACUAAGAUGAAGGUGACCCUGGGGGACAGUCCCAGCGGAGACCUCUUCACCUGCCACAUCUGCCAGAAGGCCUUCACCUACCAGCGCAUGCUUAAUCGCCACAUGAAGUGUCACAACGACGUCAAGAGACACCUCUGCACCUACUGUGGGAAGGGCUUCAACGACACCUUCGACCUGAAGAGGCACGUCCGCACCCAUACUGGUGUGCGGCCCUACAAAUGCAGCCUGUGUGACAAGGCCUUCACACAGCGCUGCUCUCUGGAGUCUCACCUCAAAAAGAUCCACGGCGUGCAGCAGAAGUACGCCUACAAGGAGCGGCGGGCCAAGCUGUACGUGUGUGAGGAGUGUGGCUGCACGUCCGAGAGCCAGGAGGGCCACGUCCUGCACCUAAAGGAACACCACCCCGACAGCCCACUGCUGAGGAAAACCUCCAAGAAGGUGGCUGUGGCCCUGCAGAACACUGUCACCUCCCUGCUGCAGAGCAACCACCACCUCUGAGUGGCAAAGGCCCGGCCCGGUCGCCUGCCUGCUGCCUGGCUGGCCCACCCUCCUGCAGCCUCUGGCUGGACCGCUGGGGGUCAGGACCGGAGCCCCCAGGCACACGUGCUCACUCUGGCCGUGUACCGACCUCUGCUCAUGUUUGUGUUUUGUUGUGUGGCCAGAUGCGUAUGAGCACGGGGCGGAGGUGAGGCCAGGGCCGCCUUCCGUUUGAAGCACCAUGCCUACACAGAUAGGACCUACUUCCCGGAGGAGGUCGCGAGGGUGAUCCUGUCGCCCCCAGGGUGAUCCCUCUGGAGCACAGAGCGUGGGCUGCUGGUCACCCGUGGAUGGCAGAGUUGAGAACGUUGGCAAAGAGCACCCCUGCAAACAAAGGCAGUUGGGGGGCUGGCGACAGCCCACCCGGCAGCGCUUCUAAUACUCAGGGCUGCAGGGGGCUCUGCCUUUGACAGGGACACGCGCAUGCGCGCCCAGCUGUAGAUGUGCGAGCACACAGGAGGCCUUUCCACAUAUCACCUCAUUCUUCAGAAAUCAGUAACAAGGUGCCAAGGAAGUUCCACUUCCUUUUUCAAAGAUGACAAAUGUACAGAUAUUAAUAUAUAUUUGGUGCCAAUGGUGACUGUUUUUAAGAGAGGAUGGAGCUGGCUUUUCUCCCUCCCCAUGUGCCUGUUUAUCCUGGAUGCUUUGCACCCCCUCUGUGCCUUGGCUCGGGUGGCUGCCCGGACCCCCUCCACCCUCGCACCUGAGAUGUUCACUCUUAGGCCUUGUUGCUCCGCCCGUGUCUGGAAGGGGCACUGAGCUUUCUGUUCCUCCCCUUCUGCCAGGACAACACGGCACGUCUGCAUGCCCUGCCCUGCAGUUUGGCCUCUCUCCCACAGCCUUGCGAGGCCAGCCUCAGAGUCCCCAAGAGCCCCCUUGUCUCUCGGUAACAGACUUUUUGUGGAACAAGUCACCAUUCCAGAGCUGGCAGCCCCGUCCGGCUGCAGCUUUUGGGGCGAGCCAGGUGGGACGAUGAGUCUGUGAUAUGCUCGGGGUUCACGGGCCUGGGGCACUAGGAAGAUAAGACACGUACAGGGCCAGGCUGCGAGGCCUGCUCCUUUCCUGGUUAAGGGAAAAACCCUAGGACAGCAGCAAAGAAUUGGGACAGAGUAAUGACCAGACACAUCAGAAACUUCUAGAGGGAGGACAGUAAAAGACAGUUAACAAGUUAUAUUUAUAACCUUUUUUCUGUUUUUCAAAUGGCAAGGCUGGGUUUUGAACACCUGUAAGAGCCACCCCUGGGCUGUUGGCUCCAUCGGAGGGAAUCAGCCAGACUCCCUCAGCCUGGUGAUGUUCCUGCUAAUAACAGGAAAGGGGUCAGAAGGGAGAGAUGGGCAGGGGCUGAGCCAGGCUGCCAACUCAAAAGAGGCCCACAGGACACAGCAGGCUGGGCUGCCCCCUGAAGCCAAACCCCCGAGCAGUGGGGGCACAUCCCUGGGCUGAGGGAAGGAGCCUUCUCUGACUUCCCUCUGAACAUGUACAGAUUGUUCUAGAAGACUCCUGUUUUAUUUUACUUUAGAGUGUCCAGGAGUAUUCUCGAAGUCACAUAGUAUAUAAUGACCUUGUCUGGAGGCUCUGUUUUGUUUACAUUCUGUGUCCCUGUGUUAUCACAGUCUGAGGGAGUCUUAGGGCUCUGUGUUGUCUAUUUUAUUUUAUAACUUUCCCCACAACUAUUAAAAUCAAAAACGAU